CGCCGAGGGAGUGGCGGCGGCUGUCCCGGGAGCUGGAGGUCCGGGAGCUCGCCGAGAUGGCGGAGGCCGCGCCGCUGGUGUGGGUUCGCGGCCCCGGCUUCGGGUGCAAGGCGGUGCGCUGUGCCUCGGCCCGGUGGUCCGUCCAACAAGUGGUCCGCCGACACUGCCGGGAUCAGGCUGUUCCAGUGGAAUGCUUUUUUGUGAAGUGCAAUGGAUCACUCGUUGAUGCCAACGACAGAGUGCAGCAUGGUGCAGUUUAUAGUUUGGAACCCAGGCUCUUCGGUGGAAAAGGAGGGUUUGGAUCUAUGCUUCGUGCACUUGGUGCUCAGAUUGAGAAGACAACCAAUCGAGAAGCUUGCCGGGACCUCAGUGGAAGGAGGCUACGAGAUGUCAACCAUGAAAAAGCGAUGGCUGAGUGGGUGAAACAGCAAGCUGAGCGAGAGGCUGAGAAGGAGCAGAAGCGCUUGGAGCGCCUGCAGCGGAAGCUUGCAGAGCCCAGGCCUUGCUUUACCAGCCGGGCGUACCAGCAGCAAUGCCAUGAGAUGGCUGAACGCUUGGAGGACUCUGUCCUCAAAGGCAUGCAGGCUGCCUCCAGCAAGAUGGUGUCAGCAGAGACUGGUGAGAGUCGGAAAAGACCCAACAAAUCAAAAGCAGACAGAGGAGCCAGAGCAGGGAAAAGGAAGUGCUUUUGGUUGGGCAUGGAUGGACUGCAGACGGCAGAGGAGUCCAGCUCAGAGACCUCGGAUGAUGAUGGGGAAGAAGCUCCUAGUACUUCGGGAAUGAGCCCGCAGGCUCUAGACGGCGGCCGCGAUGACAUGGAGCUGGCAGCCGGGUCCUCCCACCACUGUCCAGGGGCAAGUGUGCCGAGUGCGGCCUCUCGGUCCCUGGAGCCACCGCUGACCCCAGGGACAGGCUCUGGGCAUGCUGUCUCUGCAGGCAGGUGUGCCACGUUGGGGCAGAGCUCUGCCGAGGGUCGUGUGGAUGAGACGAUGGCCGUGGAAACGGAGAAAAGCCAGGAGGAGAGGGGGACAGAAGGUGAAGAGCCCAAGGAAGAUGAGGCCGCAGGCCCUGGAGCGACCGGGGAGCUAAAGCAGUUGGAGAUGGCUGGCAGGGACAGAGCUGCGGAGGCUGCGCCUGGAGAGGGCAGGGAAAGCGCCCCACUUGCCAGCCUGGAGGGAAGCCAGUCAGGAAGCACAGAUCCCGGUCAGGACACGAUUGAUCUGCUGGCAUUCAGCUCUGUAGCUGAGAUGGAGGCACUGGGUUUGGACAGGCUCAAGUGUGAACUGAUGGCCCUGGGACUGAAAUGUGGGGGCACCCUGCAGGAGCGGGCAGCGAGACUCUUCUCUGUCAGGGGACUGACAAGGGAACAGAUUGACCCUGCUCUGUUCGCCAAGCCUUUGAAGGGGAAGAAGAAAUGAGUUUUAUCGGAGCUGGUUUCCUAUGUGUUUAUAGUCUAGCAUUUGUAGCCUGCAUAAUGUUGACUCUUGGCCAUUAUUCAGCUGAUAUUAAAGCUGACUUUUUAAUGACCCA
Molecule: messenger RNA, 1530 nt
Organism: Nyctereutes procyonoides (raccoon dog)
Lineage: Eukaryota; Metazoa; Chordata; Mammalia; Carnivora; Canidae
Gene: SDE2
Product: SDE2 telomere maintenance homolog
Exons: 7
Coding region: 57-1418 (453 amino acids)
Cellular component (GO): nucleus
Source: RefSeq, a predicted model, not a curated record